This is a messenger RNA of Penicillium maclennaniae, 933 nucleotides long. RefSeq names its product putative cyclin. Gene Ontology annotation, biological process: regulation of transcription by RNA polymerase II. The record is from RefSeq and is a predicted model, not a curated record. Gene Ontology annotation, molecular function: cyclin-dependent protein serine/threonine kinase regulator activity. Lineage: Eukaryota; Fungi; Ascomycota; Eurotiomycetes; Eurotiales; Aspergillaceae. The transcript is spliced from 2 exons. Gene Ontology annotation, cellular component: nucleus. The coding region runs from base 1 to 933 and encodes 310 amino acids.
AUGCUGCCCACUAAUGGCCUCAAGCAUUUGUCCAAUGCUCUCGCCACCCCCGAUCAGCUCUCCAGAUCCUCCUCGUCGAUUGACGGCGUGCCUUCAGACCUCGAAACAUCAAUCCGCUGCGCCGGCGCCCAGCUCACACAGGCGGCAGGCGUUCUCUUGCAUCUGCCACAGGAUGUUAUCGCCCAGGCGAUUGUCAUCUUCACACGCUUCUGGCUGGGAGCAGACGGAGGAAGCUUACGAAUAUACUCGGCCAAGGCACGAAGGCUCUUUACUCAUUACUUUGUUCAGGAUGUCUCGGCCGCAUCGCUCUACCUGACAGCCAAGCUUUCUUUCCAGCCCACCUCACCACGAUCCGUCUUGAAUGUUUACACUUUUCUCCUGUCUCCAGACUCUUCCCCGCUAUGGUUUAUGAACCCCCGCGGGGCACUCAGCCAGCCUCCCGUGGCCGAGAGCUACAUCCUCUCUGAGGGUGGUUACCAGUCGGCUCGGCUGGAGCUCCUUCGGAUCGAAUCGAUCAUCCUCAGAACCCUCGGGUUCGACACGCACGUCGCGCUUCCGCACACGAUUGCACUCACUUACCUACAAACCCUGGGUGUGACAAAACCUGCCGUCGCACAUCGAGUUAUUAAACAUCUGAACACCAGUCUGUUAUCACCUCAACUUCUUUAUGUGGCGCAUCAGCCCAAUGCCUUGGCCGUGGCAGCUAUCUACCUCGCAACACGCGAAGAAGGAGUGAAGUUGGUAGAUGGGGAAUGGUGGGAGGUCUUUGAUGUUGAUCGGGAAGAGCUUGGUUUCCUCGUUGUGGGUAUGACAAGUACAGAAGGCUUCGUGCGUGCUGAGACGGAACAGUGGAAGAACAGGGGGAUUCCCAUGGCAGUAGACGAGGUGGAGGCGGAGAUUGAGCGACGGCGAAUGAUGCAAGAAGGUGAAUGA